Papaver somniferum (opium poppy) is the source of this 3448-nucleotide messenger RNA. RefSeq names its product clathrin interactor EPSIN 2-like. Bases 2673 to 3173 code for a protein of 166 amino acids. The record is from RefSeq and is a predicted model, not a curated record. Gene Ontology annotation, biological process: endocytosis. Gene Ontology annotation, cellular component: clathrin vesicle coat; endosome; plasma membrane. Gene Ontology annotation, molecular function: clathrin binding; phospholipid binding. Lineage: Eukaryota; Viridiplantae; Streptophyta; Magnoliopsida; Ranunculales; Papaveraceae. The transcript has 5 exons.
GUCUGUGAGAUUUGGGUUUCUGUGUGUUUUUUUUUUACGAUUCUGAGUCUAAAUGUUAUACCCAAAUAGCAGUUGCUGGAGGUGUUAGGUGAUACAUCCUGUUUAUGCUACCAAAUACUUUAGAUAUAAUAUUUGAUUGUAUGAUUUGAAAGUAAACAUCUUUUAUGUGAUUCUGUCUUUUGAUUGUGGAAGAGUUAACGUUUACCCGUUUUGCAUGCUGUCGGUUCGGGUUUUACUCGAUUAUGUUUAUUUGUUUUGGCCAUUAAUAUAGCGUGCCUAUUUGCCUUCUUUGAACGUAGAAAGCAAUAUCAUUUAUUUUCUCAACCUAUGGAAACAUUAGGAUACCUCGUGGAUUAAAUGUUUACCUUAAUCAGCUUAGGAAUGGAAUAAAAUUAGGAGAAACGUAAAAACGAUAGUAAAAGAGAAAUAAAGAGUUUUUAUUACACAAAUUAUAAGUAGGAAAAUAUGAGAUGUUAGUAGGAGGAAAAGAAUCGGAGCUGUAGAAAGAAAAGAGCAAGGUUUUUGUUUUUGGAGGAAGAUAUCAAAAGAGCCAUCUGACUCUAGGUAGAAUGUUAGCCUUUCAUCUUAUGUUUAUUUCUUCCUGUUCACGGAUUUAGUUUUUGUAUCUUGCCUUUUUAAUUGUGGUUGCUGAUUCUUAAUUGUGUGGCAUCUUAAAGUUCUUAAUUUUACCAUAUGAUCGUUCUUUUUCCCCUCACUAGAUAGUCAGUAUCAUUAUGAGGUUCUUAAUCAUGUUUUCCUCUAUGAUGUAGUAUUUCGUAACCAUGUUCAGAAUUUUGUCGAGCACUACCUGUUUGUAAAAAUGCUUGAUCGGUAUAUGGAGUUCACAGGGCUUUUGGUAUGAUUGUGGUAUAUCUUGUGUUAGCUUAAAAUACAUAGUAAUUGUAGAUGGCUUGAUAGGAUAAUGUAGACUCUAAUGGUAAGAGGUAGGCGGUUCCCAUGAGUGUUUAAUAAAUUAGUUUAGAAUGAUGUUAAGGAUUCAAAUUAUGUUUUUUUUAAGAAUUUUUGAAAUGGAGCAGUCACUUAUCGUGUUCCUCUUGAGAAUUAAACUUGUUUUAUAUCGUUUAGAAAUUUCAUUUUUCUGUCAAGAAAAUUGCAGCCUUAAAGACGGCAAAACCUAUAGCAAUUGAUCAUGAUUUAGGCGAUACUUUGUAAAUGAAAAUUGUUUGCGUAUGUGUCAUCUGCAGCGUGUCAAAAGGACGCGUCGUUUCGACCAGUAGCUUAAUAGAUCAUGUGGACAGAUUUGUGAAACAUUUUUGACCUGAAUUUCGCAGAAGUACAGUUCCGUACAGAACUUGUACGGAAUGUUGACAUACCAUUGCAUCUUAGAAAUUUGAUUGUUCUCUAUAUAUUGCAAAUUUAAAAUCUUAGAAUGUACUGAACUACAGUUAGCAUUUUUGUUAUAUACAAAAUGAUUUUGUUAUGUUUAAAGUGACUUUAUUUUGUUAAAAGUUUACCUGAGCUUGUGGUUUUCAAACAAUCGAUGGGAAAGAAAUAAUGAAGCUUGGCGAAAAAUAUCGUGACCCGACUGUAAUGCCUUGAGUUUCUGGAUUGAACCUUGAUCCGAAACUUGGGGUAUUACAUAACGUUUUAGGAAAUUAUUUAUUCUCAAUGGUGGGAUUACCUUAUGGGAGUUCUUUUUCUUUUAAAAAGGUUGAACCUUAUGGGACUUCUUUUUCUUUUAAAAGGGUUGCUAUUUGAAAGCUUCUUGAAAUUGUAUGGAUGCUUUUCUGUACCAAGUGUAUCCUUGCUCUUUACUUUUUACUUUCUAGAAAGAUUUUUCAUAUGAAUUUGGUGGGAUGUUUUUUACAUCUUUUAUUUUUUCACAGGUUAAUGCAAACUAUGUUGUACUCAGGUUCUUAUCUAUGGAUUAUUUUGUUACAAGAGAAGGUUUAGGAUUAAGUGCGCUUUAGGUGGACUUGAUUUUGCAACUGCAUAGGUCAUGAAGAAGGUUCUUGAUGCGACAAGCAAUGAACCAUGGGGUCCUCAUGGGUCAAAUCUGUCAAAUAUUGCACAAGCUACCAAAAACUAUCAUGGGUAUCAAACGAUAAUGGCUGUGCUUUGGAAUCGAACAAAUGAUAUAGGCAAAAAUUGGCGCCACGUGUACAAAGUUUGCACAUCCCCUAUGCUCUUUCUGAUUUUUGUAGAGCUUUAUAUCUGAGAUGCUAUGGCGCAGUAUAUGUGUGAUUAUGCAUUUUCUCGAAUUUCAUCUUUGACAUUUUCUCGAAUUUCAUAUUUGUGGUUUUGUCAUUUUUUACUAGAGAAAUAGAUUGGAAUCCGAUUUGAUCUUGCAUAUGGUUUUUAGAUUUAGUUUUUAUGAUAUUCAUUUUGCUUCGUUUCUCAACAUGAGUCGGUUUCAUCUGUGACUAAAGACUUUUUGCGUUGAGCUUCAGGCAUUGACUGUUCUUGAAAGCCUGGUGGGACAUGGUUCUUAACGUGUUAUUGAUGAAAUCAAAGAACAUGCAUAACAAAUUCUAUCUGUCUCUUAAUAUUUGCCAUUUGGAAAUGAUCGUUUGCAACAUCUAAUUUGAGUAAGCUUUUACGAUGUAGUUAAGUAUUCUUGAUGAUACUCCUGUUGAGUUUAUUUCGCAACUUUCUGUUAAUCACACUCUUCCAUUUUAAAAUAUACUAAGUGAGCUUCUUUACUUAGACAUAUGCAGACAUUAUCCGGUUUCCAAUAUAUCGACUCCAGUGGUAGGUACCAGGGAAGUAAUGUCAGAAAGAAAUUUCAGUCUUUGGUGGCACUAGUGAACGAUAAAGAAAGAAUUCAAGAAGCCAGACAGAAAGCACUUGCCAACAUGGAGAAGAUUUGUAGCACAAACUCACUCAGGGGAUCUUAUGGGGAUGAAGAUCGCUACGGAAUUAGAGACGAUGACCGAAAUGGUUAUGAGAGAGAAAGUGAAUAUGGCUAUAAGGAUGAUGACAGAAACAGUAGAGGUGGUGAUUCAUACAAUCGCGAUGGAGACCGUUAUGGCAGAGAUUCUGAUGGUGGUUACAAGGAUGAUGAUUAUAAUAGAGGAAGAAGUCGAAGUAAUGAAGACUUUUGUAUGGCCAGAGAAGUAGGAAAUCUGAUGGAUACAGGGAAUGUGGUUGUGAUGACGAUGGUCGUCAUUCAUCAAGGUAUUUGGGCUCAAGUCGAAAAGCAUCUCUGGUGAUGUUGUAGCAGCAGCUGAAUCUACCUAUCAUUUGCAGAGGAAGGUUAAGCAAGCGGAGUCUCGUGAUACUUCUGGUGAUAUUUUAGUCUUUCUUUCCCUGUUUUUCAAUACCUAUGUCAGUUGACACAAACUAGGUUACCCAUCCAUUUAUGAACAUCAAUAUAGAUCGAAUAUUGUAUGCCAAUCACAAAAUUUUAGAUUCAAUAAGUUUACUUGUGUACGUUUAUAUCAAUUGAAGAAUCCUUUCUUUUAUAAUAUUAUCUAGUAGUGAUUCU